AUGGAAGCAGCAGCCACAAAAGAUAAGACGGCCAUGCAUCCUAAUGACGCAGAAAGGCCAAAAUCUUGCAGGGAGAAGUUUCUUCAAGCAUGGAAUGAAAAGCUGAAACUCCAGCCAUGUCCUAUAUUGUCCCCUCAAGUGCUAGCAUCUCAGUCGGCAGUUGAUAUUCCUGUCCAAGAAAAGCGGACAAGGAACAACAAGGCCCUGUCAUAUUUACAUACACGGGCCUCAUUGCAACCCAGUGAAAACGCUGUUUACUUUGUGAAAGUAAUGCCUGUUCCUCCAGAGCAAAUGCAUCCAACCCCUGGGAGUGUGUGGGCAGGUGGACACUGCCCACAGCAGCUGCCUAUGGCAUCUUGGCAUAGCAACCUUGUUGUUAUAGACAAGGUGCCAAGUGGAUCCAUGACAAAUGUUGAAGAGGAACUCCUACAAAUCUGUGUUUCUGAUUUACUGAUGGAGUCUCCAGCGCGGAAGAGGCCCAGAUUGCUGCCACCUCACCGAAAGAUGCAUGUGGAAGUGUGGAAGAAAGAGGCAUCGUACCCAUUGCAGGAGGAUGCAAGAAAUCCAGUCCCCUUGGCAUACAAUCACCUGGUAGAUACCAUGUCAAUGGCCAAUGCUGCUGACCUCCCUGAAGUGGAAUCUUUCUAUCGCAGAUUUAGCCCUAAGCUAAAACAAAGUUGUAAUAGGAAGAACAGUCCAGUCCAGCCAGGGGCAGAGGGCUUUUUGCUUGCCAGGAACACAGAAGCUUCUACCUCGCAACAGGCUGUCAGAAAAACUGCCAAGAUGAGGCACAAGCAGCAUCAGCAACCGAGCCUGAAGAGAAGUUCUCCCUUACCUGAUCUUAUGGUGGCAAGCAUACAAUCUAUGAACUUCUCUCAAAAUAUCCACCUGCCACCAAAGAAGCGAUACACCCAAGGCUGCCUCUGA
Molecule: messenger RNA, 927 nt
Organism: Python bivittatus (Burmese python)
Lineage: Eukaryota; Metazoa; Chordata; Lepidosauria; Squamata; Pythonidae
Source: RefSeq, a predicted model, not a curated record